CCCCCGCAGCCUCCGCGUCUGCGCAGCCGCAGUCAGUGCGGCGCCAGCUCUGCAGAGCCCAGACAGGGUCUGGUUGGGGAGGUCCUCAGGUUCUGAACCCUGUGCCUGGGGAACCAGAGAGGACCCUGGAGCGGGAGGAGAAAGAGAAGCUUGUCUCAGAAGCUUCACCUCCUCCUGGGGCGAUGCAGAGUCUCAGUCCUGAGCAGACGCGGGGGCUGCUGGAGCCCGAGAGGACCAAGACGCUGCUGCCUCGGGAGAGCCGGGCCUGGGAGAAGCCUCCCCAUCCCACCUGCACCAAGGACUGGGAGGCUGUGGAGGUUGGGGCCUCCAGCCAUGACAGUGAUGAGAAAGACCUGUCUUCUCAAGAGACUGGGCUUUCCCAGGAGUGGAGUUCGGUGGAGGAAGAUGACGAAUCAGAGGGCUCCCAGGGCUUUGUGGAGUGGUCAAAAGCUCCACAACAAACAACCAUAGUCUUGGUAGUGUGCGUGCUUUUUUUGUUCCUGGUUUUAACGGGGAUGCCUAUGAUGUUUCACAUUUAACUAUAAUGGUGGCUGUUGUUUUAAAAGUUUAAUUUAAUGAAAUAGAUGCCCUGCAUUAUGUUAAGGAAGUGUGCUAGUUAAAAAUCAGGAAUAGGUGUUGAAUAUUUUCAAAUGCCUUUCAAACAUCCUUUGAGAUGAUUUAAAAAAUUUUUUUGGUGUGAGUUUUCACAUACUUUAUUUCCAUGAAAUGAAGACAUCAUUGAUUGUAAAACAUUAUUUUGUAUACUACGGAUAAAGAAAAAUGCUAAUUAAUCGUAAGAUGCCACCAACUGGAAGAUAUCUCCUGACUUUGAGAAGAUGAAAAAAUGUGCAACUGAGGAUCAAUGAAAUCUGGUAGAUUUCCUAACAUCAAACCAACUUUGCAUUCUUAAGGUUGUGGUGCACCAGUCUUUUCAUACACUAAAUUAUAUUUAUUGAUAUUUUAUGUAGGAUUCUUGCCUCUAUCUUCAUAUGUGAGAUUGGUGCUAUCUUUGUGAAGUUUUGGUGUCAUGGUUAAGCUUGCAUCAUAGAAAGACUUGGGUAACUUUUACCUUUUCUAUGCUUUUAAGCAGUUUCUGUAGCUUGAGAAGUAUCAGUCCCUUGAAAUUUUAAAUGAAUUCAUUGUUAUAACCAGGUCAUAGAGUCAUGGAGAGAAUGUUUCAGCUAAUUCUUGGGCAGCUUUCUUAGUUCUUUACAAUGUUAUCAGUUUAUUAAUACUUUUUACCUCUUGCAUUUAUUUUGGUGAAUUACAGAGUUUUUUCUUUUUUUUUUUUUUGAGACCGCGUCUCACUCUGUCACCCAGUCUGGAGUGCAGUGGCGUGAUCUCUGCAAGCUCUGCCUCCCAGGUUCACACCAUUCUCCUGCCUCAGCUUCCCGAGUAGCUGGGACUACAGGUGCCUGCCACCAUGCCCAGCUAAGUUUUUGUAUUUUUUAGUAGAGACGGGGUGUCACCGUGUUAGCCAGGAUGGUCUCGAUCUCCUGACCUCGUGAUCCACCUGCCUUGGUCUCCCUAAGUGCUGGGAUUACAGGCGUGAGCCACCAUGCCCAGCCCAGAGUUCUUUUAUCCUCUAGAAAAUUCUUCAUUCCAUAGGGCUUUUUCAUAUUAUUAGCUUAAUUAUGCCUACUGUUUUAUAAUUAAAAUUUUUCCUUUAUUUUGUUCUAUCCCCUCUAUCCUGUCAACUGCUGUUUGUGGUUUACUCAUCAUUAAAUUUGUCAAAGGUUUAUCUAGUUUACUAUUGUUUUUCCAAAGAACCAGCAUUAGGAUUCAUUUAUAUCCGUUAUUUCUUUUAUUUGUAAUUUGUUUUCCUUUGAUAUGUAUUGCAUUUAUUUUUUAUUGUUUUUCUUGUCUCAGUUUUUAUAUUGAAUACUUGAUUUAUAUUCUCUUUAUAUUUUCUAUAGUGGUAUACUUAUUAAUACAAAUGUACUUCUGGAUAUAGCCUUGGCCACAUCUUAACAUUUGAUUAUUCAUUUUUAUGUUGUCUAAAUAUUACAUUGUAGUGUUUCUAAAGAGUGCUUUGAAACUCAGUGAUAUGGUUUAUUUUUUGUUUAAAAAUAGUUUUGUUUUCUUGUUUUACUGCACUGUGAACACAGAAUGUGGCCUACAACACAUCUGCUUCCAAAACUUUUUAAAAAGCUUUUAGUGUGGCCUAGAACAUGUCCAUUUUUUUGUAAUUAUUUCUCAAACAUUUAAGAUGAAGAUAGCUUCUCUGUCUGUAGAAUUGAAAACUUUACAUGCCUGUUAAUUAACUCAGUAUCAUCAAUUAUAUUGUUCAGAUUCAUAUGUUAUCUAAUUUUGGCCUACUAUAUUCAUUAAAAACCAAUAAGGUUAUGUGAAAAUCUGUUAGUACAAUUGUUUUUGCUAAUGAAUUUUUAUAAUCUUUGCUUUAUGUACUCAACAGCUGUGUAAUUCGAUGCAUAUAAGUGCAGCAUUGUUAUAUCCUUGCCAAUUAAAUAAUAUAUGUAAAACACCAUAUGACAGUGGCAGGCAGAUAGUAGGCACUCAAUAAAUGUUAAUUAAAACCUGA
Molecule: messenger RNA, 2542 nt
Organism: Chlorocebus sabaeus (green monkey)
Lineage: Eukaryota; Metazoa; Chordata; Mammalia; Primates; Cercopithecidae
Gene: SMIM17
Product: small integral membrane protein 17
Source: RefSeq, a predicted model, not a curated record